Messenger RNA from Cladocopium goreaui, 3047 nucleotides. The record is from the annotation of a GenBank genome assembly. Lineage: Eukaryota; Dinophyceae; Suessiales; Symbiodiniaceae.
GAGGCGAUCACGUUCUACAAUGCCAACUUGCCAUCUUUGCCACCAAUUCUCAUGAGACGUUCAACUACUGCUACCCGGAACAGACGCAAGAAGUAGCUUUCACGGCUGGAAGUGUUGCCCCACAACCUUCUACCACUCCUCCGCAUCCAGAUGCUUUAGUCCAAGAGAUUGCUGACGGAAAGUUGUUGGUUCAUCCUUCCAAAGCCCAAAUCACUGUUCGCCGCAUCCAAAUGCAGAUUUGUAACAUUCAGCGUGGAUUGCGGCUGUUGAUUGGGGCAGAAGGACAGUGGAGCAAUGAAGCAGAUGAAAGGCUCAAGUCAUGGUUCUUGCGUGCAGAAAGGAAGAAGAAUCGCACCGACACACCUUCGCCUAGUCCUAGUGCCUUGGAAGAUGCUUCUUCUUCCAGGCGCCUUGCCUUGGAAGAUCCUUCUUCUUCUACACCCCUUGCCUUGGAAAAUGUCAAGCCUGAGAAUUCUUCUGUGGAGAACCAUGCUACCAAUGCCUUGGACGAUGACAACCCUACAGCCAUCAUUUGUGAGGAUUCCUAUGUGGACAACCAUGGUGCCAAUGUCUUGGACGAUGACAAGCCUGCUGUUGAGUCUCCUACCGGUGAGGUUGAAGCUGAUGUCUUGGACGAUGCCAAGCCUGCUGUUGAGUCUCCUACCGGUGAGGUUGAAGCUGCGGAGGAUCACCAUAGUUCCAAUGGCGCUGAUUCAAGCGAUGCGUCGUCAACAUCUUCCUCUUCGUCAUCGGCUACCAGACUUCGUGCAACGAUUCAGCGCUCAGUGUCUGCUCUCCAGGAGAUCCAUGACAUUGUUAGUGACAGUUGCCCAGAUUGUGCAGAUGCCCUGUUGCAAAUCCAAGAUUCACUAGCACAGGCCUUGAAAUGUGCAGUGAGCAACGCGGUGUGCCGCGGGACGUGCCUCGUGUCGUUGACUCCGCCAUGCUCUGGGGAGGAAAAAAAACGGACCUCGACAGUGCUCUCAAAAUUGACCAGUUUCAUGAUGAACAAUGAGAACACCAUGGGAUUGGUGAGGGAAAACUAUGCGUGUCAAAUCUCUACCACGCUGCAAUGUUCAUCCUUGGCAUCUGUUAUGUCUGUGACAACCGAGCCGCAACAUGACUUCGACGUCAUCCCCAAGAAGAAGUUGCAAGGCACCUCCAAGAUCAAGGCUGCUAUCGAGAUUCUGAAGUUUACUCCAGUCAAUGGUCUGGAAUUGGAUGCCAUGGUUGCCAUCAUCGCCCAGAAAAAAUAUGAGCAACUUCCUGGUCCUCUUGCCCUCAAGAAUGAAAUCCCCAUACCCUUCACUAUGCAAAUGGUCUUUCGCAAGAUCAAUGCUCGGGAAUUCCAAGUUCUUCGACAUUUCAACUUUGAACAAAAAUUAGAUUCUCGUUUGCUGAUGUCUGCUGUGUCUGGCGAGCUUUACCUCCUCGACUAUGGCAAGAAUUUCAGAAGUGGAGCAUUGGGAUUUCAAUUCCUCUUGGAAAAGCUCGGUGACUUUGCCAUUCUGGCCUUUGAGUUUGUGCCCAAGAAGACCGGGAAACCACCCAAAGCAAAGACUGCAUUAGAACUAGGUUUUGACCACAUCAAAAAGAAUGGCCCUAGAAGCAACAUGGGAAAUAGACAAACUGAAUGGGCAGAAAUUGAAAUUCACAGAGAAGAAAGCCCAAUUUUUGGAUGGACUGCUGGACUCGUGAAGGAAAGUCUCCGCGGCUACGCCAAUUCCAACAUCUUUGUCGAGCCCACCUACAACUACUUCUUGACUAUGUAUGACCUCAGUAGUUGGUUUCUAGAAGACGUAGUUUUCCCACUACUCCCAGACAUGAAAACCAAGACUUUCGUCAUGCUUGGAAAGGCUGGAGCAGGAAAAACUCCUGCUGCUCAAGCCAUUGCAAUGGCAUUCGCUGAGUAUUGGAUCUUGCGGGCUAAUCAGGAGCAUGAACUUCGUCCUUGCUUUCGUCUUUCCAACAGCCUCGAAAACCUACGUGGUGAACCUGGACUUCGAGAAAGGCCCGACAUUCUGGAUGACUCCGAUAUGAGCAACAUUCCACUUCCGAAAAUCAAGGCCUUCUUGGACAGCUCCCUGUCUGAAACCUUCACAGUUGAGAGGUGGACCACUACCAAAUUUGUUCUCAACCAACUUCGCAUCAUCUGUGACAACAGGGUACAUGCCGAAGCUGAGGAAGGCAUCAAGAUUGGCCAGGACACAAUUCCCUUCCAUGUCUUUGUUGACUACAUCAAGCCAGCUUUCCAUGAAAAGGCACAGAAGGAAGAUAUCCAAGCUUGUCGGAAGAGAGCUCAUUUCGUCGUCAACAUGAACGAGGCCGUCUACGUUCGCCCAGCGGGAGCUGGGGAAUCUCCAAUUCGCCUCGUGCGCUACCCGGAGACUCAAAACAGGUCUGUGAUCCGGGAUUUCAUUGCUGAGUCUGGAAAGCCAAUCAUUGCCAAGAUGUUGGAGGGUUGUGCUGAGCCUCCAGCAGAUUGGUUGACAAAGCGCCAGUGGUGCCACGACCUCUUGACGCACAUGAUUGAAAGCAACAACCCUGAAAUCCCACGCAUCCAGGUCAUUCGUCGGCAAUCUCCUUUUGGAGGACCUCUCGUCACAGAAGAAGUGAAGCCUGUUCUUCCCAGCUCUGGCCGGACUUGUGUUCUUCUCUCUGUUGAAAAUCAUGCAGAUGAUGGUCAAAAAGCUCAAGCAAAUCAUGCAGGUGAUGGUCAAGAAGCUCCAGAACUUCCAAGCGGUGCCCAGCUUGUCUCUCUUGCGUCUGCUGUUCGUGUCAAAGAAGAACCGAAAUCACCAGACCGCUCUACAUUUCGUGCUUUGAAAAAGCAGCGCACUGUCAUUGAACUGGAUACCCCUUCUCCAGCAAAACCACGUCCCGCUACCGUUCUUGAUGACAAUGGCUUCCCUCCACCUGGUCAUGGCGAAGAUAUAGAGGAAGAUCUUCCUGACCUAGAAGUUGAUGGUGAACCUCUGUAUGAAGCUUUCCCAGAUCCACAUCUUGAUGACGAUGUCGUAGAAGAGGCGCUCCCCGACCCUGAGUGA